Molecule: messenger RNA, 2517 nt
Organism: Mytilinidion resinicola
Lineage: Eukaryota; Fungi; Ascomycota; Dothideomycetes; Mytilinidiales; Mytilinidiaceae
Product: ketoacyl-synt-domain-containing protein
Exons: 4
Coding region: 1-2517 (838 amino acids)
Biological process (GO): fatty acid biosynthetic process; secondary metabolite biosynthetic process
Molecular function (GO): 3-oxoacyl-[acyl-carrier-protein] synthase activity; fatty acid synthase activity
Source: RefSeq, a predicted model, not a curated record
AUGGAUCUUCCUACUCUCAUCGUCUUCGGGCCACAAACACCCUGGCCAUCUGAAAAGUAUCUCGAGCAGCUAAGAGCAACCCUACUUAACGAUCCUCAACUCUCACCACUCGUUCGCGCCACUCGGAAUCUCCCAGAUCUUUGGUUUUCAUUGAUCGACACCGAACCUAGCUUGGCAAAAACUCCUGCAUUGGAGGAUUUUGUCGAGCUUAGCAAUUGGGUGGAAUAUGGGCGCCUCAGCCGCAGAACAGAGGCUGCCCCAAAUAGUCUCUUGACUCCACUGACUGUCAUCAUUCAUGCCGUGCAGUAUACCCAGUAUUUCAGGCGAACCCGAAGUGACGUGUCUCAAAUCGACUUAUUAGAGAGCACAUCACAUGCCGGUAUACAAGGACUAUGCACAGGUUUUCUCACUGCUGCUGCCGUCGCCAGUUCGAAUGAUAUCGACGACUUAUUAGAGCAUAUCGCGGUAGUUCUGCGUCUCGCUGCCAUCGUUGGAGUGUUUGUUAGUUUAAAUGGCAUAUAUGCAGAGUCGGCAAAGGAGACAACUUGCUUUGUGGCGCAGUGGGGCUCAGAACCUCAAUACAUGUCUCUUCUUGAUGUACUUGAACAGUACCCUGCGGCAUAUGUAUCCGUGGUCAAGGCAUCAACACGGGUGACUAUAACAACAGCAAAAGCAACUUAUCCAGCCCUUUCGAAGACGCUUCGCACAUCGGGCCUCAUCAUUAAAGAGAUAGGACUCGAGGGACUUUUUUAUCACCCUGACAAUGAGCAGGCAUUGGCAUCGGCUCUUCGACUAUGCAACUCCAGAGCAGAUCUGCAGCUUCCGACCGCUCGGGGGUUACUAGUGCCGCUGAGGUGCACCUCAGAUUCCCAAGUCAUCGUCGAGGGCUCUCUCCACGAAAUUGCGAUGAAAUCUCUGUUGUGCGAACAGUCCAAUUGGCGCCUUACCAUUGCUGCAGCUACUUCGAAACUAGACCUUGAAAAUGAUAAGCAUGUGCUAGAAUUUGGAUUGGUUGACUGGGAGACAGGUCAGUCAGACGCUUCCGAGCUGUUGCAAUCCUUCCCAGCACAUGCAAUUGCCGUCACGGGGAUGGCUUGUCGCUUUCCAGGAGCAGACUCCGUUGACGAAUUUUGGGAGUUGCUCUGUGCCGGCACGUCUAUGGUCUCGGAUGUCCCUAUAGAUAGGUUUGCAUCAAAAGGGUUACGUCGCUCUCCAGAUGAUACCAAAAUGUUCGGAAACUUCCUCCACAAUAUCGAUUCUUUCGAUCAUAAGUUCUUCAAGAUAUCCCUACGAGAAGCGUCAUCGAUGGGUCCUCAACAGCGACUCUGCUUAGAAGUUGCUUACCAGGCUAUGGAAUCCUCUGGGUAUUUUACAGGCCAAGUCAACGCACCCUCCGUGGGAUGCUAUCUUGGAGUCGGCUCUGUGGAUUAUCAGGAGAACAUCGGGUCCUAUGCACCUAAUGCGUUUUCGGCCCUCGGCAGCCUGAGGGCGUUCAUCAGUGGCAAGAUAAGCCAUUAUUUUGGCUGGACUGGACCUUCAAUUACUUUCGACACAGCCUGCUCGUCAUCAUUAGUUGCCAUUCAUUCUGCGUGUAAAGCACUCAAUGCUGACGGAUGCUGCCGUGGAGAAGGCUGUGGUCUCGUGGUUUUGAAAAGACUUCAAGACGCUAUUGCCACCGGAGAACCCAUCCUCGGUGUUAUCAGCGGGUUUGCAGUCAAUCAAGGCAGCAACACCACACCUAUAACAGUGCCAGAUCCAGAAUCUCAAACGACGCUCUACCGGACAGUACUUUCACUGGCGGGUGUUUCUCUCAACGACGUUAACUACGUUGAGGCGCAUGGCACUGGAACGCCUCGUAAGGAUCCAAUCGAGUGCAAUAUCAUUCGACAAGUAUUUGGAGGCCCUCAAAGAGCGCAAAACCUUCGCUUCGGAUCUGUGAAAGGCAACAUCGGCCACUUAGAGGCCGCUUCUGGUGCCGCGGGCCUCAUCAAACCACUGUUGAUGAUAAUCAAACCACUGUUGAUGAUACAGAAAGGAUCGAUACCUAAGCAAGCCGGGUUCCAGUUAUUGAACCCGCAAAUCACGCCUCCUUUGUCACACGAUAAAAUGGAAAUUCCUCUGGAGACUCUUGCUUGGGACACGGACUAUCGUGCUAUUUGCGUCAACAACUAUGGCGCUGCCGGAAGCAAUGCGGCCUUAUUAGUACCGCAACUACCUACUCAUGCCGUUUUAAACCGCGACCAGAGGAAGUCGCUGCCCUCGAAACAUAUCUUCCAAUUAAUCAGCACAUUCUCCAAAUUCCCUAAUCUCGUCUGCCACUGCACUUACGGAAUCUUAUUACCAGUAGUUGCUUGCCUCUACCGGGGGUCUGAGAAAGAUAGUGAUCUACUUGCGGACUUGUGCGUGGAAGCACUCUCAUCGAAAUUCAUACACACUGACCUUCGAGGCCUCUACAAUAUCAGGCUUCCAUGGCCAGCUCGAGGAAGCCAUCUCUGGCAGGAUCCGGCCAAUUUCUAG